AUGGUUAAAAUUAAUAUUAAAUCAUCUACAGACAAUAAAUUUGAUGUUGAUGUCGAGUUAGGAAUCACAGUUGCAGAUUUCAAAAAGGUGAUUGCAACUAAAUGUAGUAUACCAGCAGAUCAACAAAGAAUUAUUUAUUCUGGUAGAAUUUUAAAAGAUCAUCAAACUUUAGAUGAAAUUAAAAUCCAAGAUGGUCAUACAGUUCAUUUAGUUAAAGGUGCAGCUCCACCACCACCACCACCAGUUGAACAACAAGUACCAACACCAUCAAAUACACAACCACAAGGAAUUCCAGGUGUACCACAAAAUAUUAAUGAUAUGAUGAAUAAUCCAAUGAUUCAAGAAAUGUUCAACUCUAGAAUGAUGGAUAGUUUACUUGAUAAUCCAGAUAUAUUUAGAGAUAUGAUGAUGGGUAAUCCAGAGAUGAGAGAAGUUUUAAACAAUAAUCCAGAGAUGGCACAAAUGUUAAGCGAUCCAAGACAAUUACGUCAAUCAUUGGAAAUGAUGAGAAAUCCAGAGCUCAUGAGAGAAAUGAUGAGAAAUGCCGAUAGAGCAAUGAUUAAUAUUGAAAAUCAUCCAGAGGGUUUUAACCUCCUAAGAAGAAUGUAUACAGACAUUCAAGAACCAUUAAUGAACGCUGCAAAUCAACAAGCUGCAAGUCAAAAUCAAACAAACUCUAAUCCAAUUCAAACCAAUACUGAUGCAAAUCCAAAUUCUCAACCAUUACCAAAUCCAUGGUCAACUAAUUCAUCAUCAACAUCCUCUAAUCCAACUUCAUCAUCACCAUCUUCAAGACCAACCACAGGUUCCUCAACAAAUACAGGUGCAUCAAAUCCAUGGGCAAGUAUGUUUAGCGGCGGCGGUGGUGGUAUGGGUGGUGGUACAAACAAUACAGGUACAAACAAUACAGGUUCAACAAACAAUACAGGUGCAUCAAAUCCAUGGGCAAGUAUGUUUGGUGGUGGUGGUGGUGGAAUGGGUGGUAUGGGUGGUAUGGAAGGUAUGUUAGGUAUGGAUCCAGAAAGAGUCCAACAACUCUUGAAUAACCCAGUUGCUCAACAAAUGAUGCAAAGAUUAAUGUCAGAUCCAGCAAUGAUGCAACAAAUGAUCACUAUGAAUCCACAACUCAGACAAAUGAUGGAUUCAAAUCCACAACUUAGAGAAGCAAUGAAUAACCCAGAAUUCUUAAACAUGAUGACAAAUCCUGAAAAUAUGAAUGCAAUGAUGCAAUUACAACAAGCAAUGGGCACCUUACGAAAUAAUGGUGUUUUCCCAGGUGGUAUGGGAGGAAUGGGUGGUAUGGGUGGUAUGGGUGGUAUGGGUGGCAUGGGUGGUAUGGAUUUCAGUCAAUUUGGUAAUAUGUUUGGUGGUAUGGGAGGUAUGGGAGGUAUGGGUAAUAAUAAUAGCUCAACUACAAGACCACCAGUUAAUCAAGAACCACCAGAACAAAGAUUUAGGUUACAAUUAGAACAAUUAGAGGAGUUGGGUUUUGUUGAUAGAGCUGCAAAUAUCUCUGCUUUAACAUCGACUAAUGGAAAUAUCAAUUUGGCCAUUGACCGUUUAUUAAGAUAA
Messenger RNA from Dictyostelium discoideum AX4, 1572 nucleotides. It is a transcript of the gene sonA, whose product is annotated as UAS domain-containing protein. The record is from RefSeq and is a predicted model, not a curated record. The coding region runs from base 1 to 1572 and encodes 523 amino acids. Lineage: Eukaryota; Evosea; Eumycetozoa; Dictyosteliales; Dictyosteliaceae. The transcript has 2 exons.